UUCCUCUCCUAAAAGCAAUGAAUGAAAGAAAGGGUUUGCUGCCAAUUUGUAAUUGCAAUAUUUACUCCAAUUUUCCUCCUCCUGCUUGCUCCUUGGGAUUUUUCCAAUUCAUUAAUACAUUUCCUGGCCGCAAUUUACACUCUUCCUCCACACAACACUUCAAUUCAAUUCAAUUCAAUUCAAUUCUCUCUCUCUCUCUCUCUCUCUCUCUUCCUACACUCUCCACCUCUCCUUCCCAUAAUUAAAUUUAGGCUUUAAAGCAAAUACCUAUUUCUCUCUCUCUUCAGUUUUUCCCCUUUAUAUAUAAUGGCCUUACAGGGUCAAACCCACCAACACCAACCCUCUCACCAAGAUCAUUUUGAUGGUUUUAGUGUUAUUAGUCAUGCUUCAACCCUAGCAAUUUCAGUUACUACUAAUACUACUCUUGAUCUCUUUCAUACUACUAACCCUUCUUCUUCUUCUUCUUCUUCAUAUAUUGAACUAGAAGAACCCUCUCCUUUGCCUUUAGGUUGCCAGAAGUUCCUUGAUCUUAAGACAGGUGAAAUAUACUACACAAAGAACAAAAACAAGAUGAAUAGAAGAAACGGUAAUGGAGGACCAAAGCUUGAGUUGAAGCUGAAUUUAUCACCUCCAAGGGAUAAUCCGAGAGUGGAGUCGCCAACGCGAUCAGCAACGGUUUCACCAACAUCACCACCAAGUUCAUGUGUAUCAUCAGAGCUUAACCAAGAAGAUGCUCUGCGAUACACAAAUAGCCCUGAAGCUACUUCAAUGGUCCUUGUUGGAUGUCCUAGGUGCCUCAUGUAUGUUAUGCUGUCUGAAAAUGACCCUAAAUGCCCCAAGUGCAAGAGUACUGUGUUGCUCGAUUUUCUCCAUGACAAUACUACCCAAACAAGGAACAAUUGAAACAAAGAAAAACGAAAAAAGGAAAAACAGAGUAGGGUUCCUUGUUCUGAUUGUGCAACCAUUAGGAUUAAUAGGCUCUCUAUAUCUUGCUUCUUUUUUUUUUGUAUCUAAAAUAGUGCUAUCUGGGCUCCAUUUUCUUUUUUAUGGGUGGAGGUUUAAAAUUGGUACGAAUGUAGGGAAAGAGAAAGUUAGGAAAAUAAAAAAGUUGGAGCCUGAAUAGUACUAUUUCUUUUUUUCUUUUUUCUUUUUUUUUGUUUCUUUUUUUUUUUAAAUUCUAGUCAUAAAAAAAAAAAAAAAAAAAAAAAAAAAAAGAAAAUGGGAUAUAUGAACUCAGAGGCAGUAGUAGUCUCUGUUUCUUUUUGGGUUCAGCUUUCUUCCCUCUUUAGCAGAAGACAAUGUAAGCUGGUUAGUUUCAGCAGGCCAGAUUUUCCAAUGAAUGUUAGGUAUUUUAUGAUUUUA
Molecule: messenger RNA, 1362 nt
Organism: Jatropha curcas
Lineage: Eukaryota; Viridiplantae; Streptophyta; Magnoliopsida; Malpighiales; Euphorbiaceae
Source: RefSeq, a predicted model, not a curated record